AUGUCUCUUUCAAUUCAACGUCAAAUCACUCACUCUGUCCAAAAUGCUCUCAUUGGCUCCGCCCAUUUCCAACCAGAAACUAUUCGGAAUGUGCAAAUUGUCACAAAAUGCACAAAUGCUGCGUGAGUUUGAAACAUGGGAACAUUUUAUGAAUUCUGCAACCCUGGCAUACUUUCCUUGUGUUCAGUUUGUGUGCCAGAGUUGCAGAAUCACGCUUUUCUGCUGAAUUGUAGGAAAUUUCUGAGUUUUUGAUUUAAAAAAGAGAUCACGCUAAACAAAGAGACUCAGAAAAUGUGCAAACACACUCACGAACUUUCACACACAGCAUUUUCCACCGUAGUCUUCCCAAAUUAUUUUCUCAGCAAGAAAUAUAUUUUUCCAGUUCAAGAUUCGAAACUGUCUUCCCUGAAUUGUUUGUGAAUUCAAAAGUCAGCUCUCACACUUCACUCGAACAACUUUCAACAAUUCGAAAUGCUGAUGUUAUUGUGAUUAACAAGGUUUUGGGAUCGGUAGGUCUUUUAUCUUUUUUUCUCGACUGAUGUAACUUUUAUCAAGAUCAAAACGUGAAAAAUGAACAAGACUUAUCAGCGAAAAUAGUGUUUUUUUAUUAGAAUGUUUUUUAUUUCCAUGUAAUGAUAACCUUAUCAUUUUUUAGAUUGUUGACCAUGCCGAAGAAUUGGAUACAUUCUUGAAAAAUGUGUUAACAGCUACAAGUUUCGGAGGAGUUGUUGUAAUUCGGGAGGAUUUACGUGAGUUUUUGAAUUUUUCUGAAUGUAAUCCUAAUUUUUUUAAAUAUUUAGAAUCUCACACUGACCCAAAACACGUUGCUCGCCUCACUGAUUAUUUCGAUGUUUUCCGAGCCACUGUUGAUUCGAAAAACUCUGGCCUCGAACUUUAUACAGUUGAUCAAGUUGAAAACUCAAUUUACACUCGUCAAAACUAUCUCGACUUUUUCUGGGUUUUCACCAAAAAAGAGUUUGCCGCCUCAACUGAUGAAACUGUCACUUUCCGCGAUUUUUUGGACAAAACUCAAUAUACAAAUACUGGAAUUUAUGCGUAUGAAUGGAUUUUCGGAGAUAACUUCAUUUCUCCAGGAGGUUAUGAGGAGAAUUUGAGAAUUAUUAAGAGAUUCGGAGAUUUGAAAGCCGGGCAAACUAUGUUGGAUAUUGGUGUUGGAAUUGGUGGAGGAGCUAGACAAGUUGCCGAUGUAAGAAGUUCAAUUUUUGUUAUGUUUUUUGAAAGAAUUUUUUCAGGAAUUCGGAGUUCAAGUUCACGGAAUCGACCUUUCAUCAAAUAUGCUCGCUGUUGCUUUGGAAAGAAUUGAAAAAGAGAAGGUACACUAGAUAAAUUUGCAUACUCCUUACAAUUAGAACACUAAUAUUUUCAGGAUGCUCGCGUUCGUUAUUCCAUCACUGAUGCUUUGGUCAACAAUUUCGCUCCAAAUUCAUUUGACUAUGUUUUCUCAAGAGAUUGUAUUCAACACAUUGCUGGAACUGAAAAUUUGUUCAAGAGAAUUUAUGUGAGACAUUUUUAUACAGAGUGUUUUAUUUUAUUUUUGGUUUGGAAAUUCAAAUUUUAAUUUCAGGACACUUUGAAACCAGGUGGAAAAGUGUUGAUCACAAUGUAUGGAGCUGGAUACGGAGAAUUGUCUGAGAAAUUCAAGUCAUACGUGUCUCAAAGACAUUAUUUCUUGAAGAAUUUGAAACAAAUCGAACAGGUAAAUUUGGAAUUGAAAAAUUGUUGAAAUUGUUGAGUUCAGAAUUUCAGCAUUUUUUUUUUUGAUAACAAAGCCUGCAGGCCUGAAUCCAACUCAAAUUUCCAGAUCGCUCAAUCAACAGGAUUCACCAACAUUUACACCGAAAACUUGACUCCCCGCUUCAAAGAAAUCCUCGGUGAAGAAAGAUCUCGCGUCGAAAACAACAUGGAAGAAUUCUUGUCGAAAUUCUCACAAAAAGAAUACGAUUCAUUGGUUCGAGGAUGGACUGAUAAAUUGGGAUAUAUUGCUGAUGAUAAUCAUAAUUGGAAUCUUUUCUUGGCACAAAAACCAUUCUAA
Caenorhabditis angaria is the source of this 2053-nucleotide messenger RNA. Lineage: Eukaryota; Metazoa; Nematoda; Chromadorea; Rhabditida; Rhabditidae. The record is from the annotation of a GenBank genome assembly.